Molecule: messenger RNA, 22941 nt
Organism: Vicia villosa (hairy vetch)
Lineage: Eukaryota; Viridiplantae; Streptophyta; Magnoliopsida; Fabales; Fabaceae
Exons: 3
Coding region: 36-3464 (1142 amino acids)
Biological process (GO): DNA integration
Molecular function (GO): nucleic acid binding; RNA-DNA hybrid ribonuclease activity
Source: RefSeq, a predicted model, not a curated record
UAAUCAUAAAAUACCCCGUUGAAACGUGCGACCGUAUGACUUCUCCAAGCUUUGAGUUUCCUGUAUUCGAGGCAGAGGAAGAAGAAGACGAAGAAAUAUCAAAGGAAAUUUCACGGUUACUUCAACAAAAGGAAGAGGCCAUUCAGCCAUACAAUGAGCCUCUAGAGAUCAUUAACCUUGGUUCCGAUGGAAACAGAAAAGAGGUUAAGAUUGGAGCUUCGCUCAGUUCAGAGAUCAGAGAGAGUUUGAUACAGCUGCUCAGAGAAUUCUCAGAUGUCUUCGCUUGGUCUUAUCAAGAUAUGCCAGGGUUGGAUACCAGUAUAGUGGAGCAUCACUUGCCGUUAAAAGCAGAAUGCCCUCCGGUCAAGCAAAAAUUAAGAAGAACUCAUCCGGAGAUGGCCAUGAAAAUCAAAGAGGAAGUUCAAAAGCAGAUUAACGCAGGUUUCCUCGUCACUUCAGAAUACCCUCAGUGGUUAGCUAACAUUGUUCCCGUUCCUAAGAAAGACGGAAAGGUCCGCAUGUGCGUCGACUACAGAGAUUUGAACAAAGCUAGCCCUAAGGAUGAUUUUCCUUUACCACAUAUUGAUAUGUUGGUAGACAGUACAGCAAAAUCCAAAGUUUUCUCGUUCAUGGACGGAUUUUCAGGAUACAACCAAAUCAAAAUGGCACCUGAAGACAUGGAAAAAACAGCUUUCAUCACCCCCUGGGGCACGUUCUGCUAUCGCGUUAUGCCUUUUGGACUAAAAAACGCAGGGGCAACUUAUCAAAGGGCCAUGACUACGCUUUUCCACGACAUGAUGCAUAAGGAAGUGGAAGUCUAUGUGGACGACAUGAUUGCCAAAUCAGAAAAUGAAGAAGAUCACAUACAGAAUCUGACAAAGUUAUUUCAACGCUUACGGAAGUUUCAGCUUCGCCUGAACCCCAACAAGUGUACCUUUGGUGUCUACUCAGGAAAACUCCUUGGUUUCAUUGUCAGCAAACGAGGAAUUGAAGUAGAUCCAGACAAAGUCAAGGCAAUUCAAGAAAUGCCUUCGCCCAGAACCGAGAAACAAGUUAGAGGAUUUCUUGGACGUCUGAAUUACAUCUCGAGAUUCAUAUAUCUCAUGACUGCAACUUGCGCUCCUAUUUUCAAACUUCUACGGAAAAAUCAAAGUUGCGUCUGGACAGACGAUUGUCAGAAAGCGUUCGACAGCAUUAAGGAAUAUCUGCUCGAGCCACCCAUCUUGUCUCCUCCAGUGGAAGGAAGACCUUUGAUAAUGUACUUAACCGUCUUAGAAGACUCCAUGGGUUGUGUCCUUGGACAGCAAGACGAGACAAAAAGAAAAGAGCAUGCCAUUUACUACCUGAGCAAGAAAUUCACUGACUGUGAAUCCCGCUACUCCAUGCUCGAGAAGACGUGUUGUGCUUUGGCCUGGGCUGCCAAACGUCUCCGCCAGUACAUGAUUCGACAUACUACUUGUUUGAUCUCUCAUAUGGAUCCUAUCAAGUAUAUCUUUGAGAAGCCUGCCUUAACCGGGAGAAUUGCCCGUUGGCAGAUGUUGUUAUCAGAAUAUGACAUUGAGUAUCACGCACAGAAAGCCGUGAAAGGAAGCAUUCUAGCUGAGCACCUGGCUCACCACCCACUCAAUGGUCAUGAAUCAACCAGUUUCGACUUUCCGGACGAGGACGUCAUGUACCUCAAGAUGAAAGAUUACGACGAGCCACUACCAGACGAAGGACCUGAGAUAGGAUCCCAGUGGGGCUUAAUCUUUGACGGAGCUGUCAAUGCUUAUGGACGAGGAAUUGGGGCAAUCAUUGUUACACCUCAGGGUACCCAUAUUCCAUUUACAGCCAGAUUAACUUUCAAAUGCACAAACAAUGAGGCCGAAUAUGAAGCUUGCAUCAUGGGUCUCGAAGAAGCCAUGGAUCUAAGAAUCAAACACUUGGAUGUAUAUGGGGAUUCUGCUUUGGUCAUCAAUCAAAUCAAAGGAGAAUGGGAAACACGCCAACCAGGGCUAAUUCCUUACAAAGACUACGCGAGAAGAUUAUUACCAUUCUUCGACAGGGUAGAUUUUCAUCACAUUCCUCGUGAAGAAAACAAUUUGGCUGAUGCAUUAGCCACACUCUCUUCCAUGAUUAGGAUAAAUCAUUGGAAUGACAUUCCUCGGAUCGAUGUUAUGCGCCUGGAUAGGCCCGCUCAUGUGUUCACAGUAGAAGCAACCAUCGACGACAAAUCGUGGUACUACGACAUCAAGAACUUUCUUCAAAAGCAAGAGUACCCUCUUGGGGCAUCAAAGAAAGAUAGAAAGACUUUGAGAAAGUUAGCUUGUAGAUUCUUCCUGAAUGAAGAUGUUUUGUACAAGAGAAACUUCGACAUGGUUCUGCUCAGAUGCGUUGACAGAAAGGAAGCAGAAAUACUCAUGAGAGAAAUACAUGAAGGUUCCUUCGGUACUCACACCAAUGGACAUACCAUGACAAGGAAAAUACUGAGAGCAGGAUAUUAUUGGCUGACAAUGGAGUCAGAUUGUUACCAGUACGCAAAGAGGUGUCACAAAUGCCAGAUCUACGCCGAUAGAAUUUAUGUGCCACCAUCUCUGCUCAACAUACUCUCUUCCCCUUGGCCUUUCUCCAUGUGGGGAAUCGACAUGAUUGGGAUGAUCGAACCAAAAGCGUCCAACGGACAUCGUUUCAUCUUGGUAGCCAUAGACUAUUUCACCAAAUGGGUUGAAGCAGCUUCAUAUGCAAACGUUACAAGACAAGUUGUCGUCAGGUUUAUCAAGAAUCACAUCAUAUGUCGCUACGGCAUUCCUAGCAAGAUAAUCACUGAUAAUGGGUCAAAUUUGAAUAACAAAAUGAUGAAGGAGCUUUGUGAAGAAUUCAAGAUCGAACAUCACAACUCAUCUCCUUACAGACCAAAGAUGAAUGGAGCUGUAGAAGCAGCUAACAAAAACAUCAAGAAAAUCAUUCAGAAGAUGGUCAUUACUUACAAAGAUUGGCAUGAAAUGCUCCCGUAUGCUCUUCAUGGUUACCGUACAUCAGUACGUACUUCGACUGGAGCAACUCCUUUCUCCCUUGUAUAUGGCAUGGAGGCAGUCCUACCUAUAGAGGUUGAGAUUCCAUCAAUGAGAGUUUUGAUGGAGGCAAAAUUAACAGAAGCCGAGUGGUGUCAAAGCAGAUUCGAUGAAUUGAACUUAAUCGAAGAAAAGCGCAUGACAGCUUUAUGCCACGGACAGCUAUAUCAACAAAGAAUGAAGAAAGCUUUCGACAAAAAGGUUCGACCUCGCACAAUCAAAGAAGGCGACCUUGUACUCAAAAAGAUUCAAUCUUUUCUCACAGAUUCGAGAGGGAAAUGGACUCCCAAUUAUGACGGCCCCUACGUGGUCAAGAGAGCUUUCUCAGGAGGAGCCUUAAUACUCACGACUAUGGAUGGAGAAGAAUUCACCCGUCCUGUGAACGUCGACGCAGUCAAGAAAUACUUCGCCUAAAUAAUUAAAAGAACAGCUCGCUAAGUUGAAAACUCGCAAAGAGCGACUUAGGCAAAAAAGAGCGUCUCGGUGAAUCGAAAACCCGAAAGGGCGAUUCAGGCAAAAAUUAGAGACAUAAAAAAAUAAUAAUAAAUAAUCAAUCCCGGUAAACUUAAAACCCGAAAGGGGUAGUUUACGCAAAAGUUAGGGAUAUAUGGCAAGUAACUGUGUUCAGGACAAACUUGAUCAUUCAAAAUCCAUAGCGGAGUAUUCAUCAUCAGUAGGUCAUCUUCUACGAAGCACGAAUACAGCGCAACUCGGAGUGGAAGGGAAAGAUAACGGUCGUCACGUUUCAUCGUAGCCCUUUUCCCGAAAAUUACCAAUUUCCAACUUUGUAAAUACUCCAUGGAAUCAAGCAUUUGGCUGAUUACCAUUCCAUAUAUAAUAAUUUGAGCCUUGUGCUUUUCCUUUGCAAUCUAGUCUUAUUCAGUUUCUUGAAAUGCAUUUUAAAUUUAAACAGUCAAUUUCUUGAAACAAAUGUUUUCAUAAAAUAGAAAUGAAUUUACUUGCAAAAAAUAAGGGUGAAAUUUCUUUCUAAGGUUUGCAAACAGUAGGAAGAAUGCGAACAGUUGCUCCAAGAACGGUUGAGACUCCGGGAACCAAGAUUUCCCCAUGAGAUCGCUUUGCGAACAUCUCCCUAUGACGGAUCUUUACUUCAAUUCAUAUUUUUUACUUCGGACAGCGGACAACUGAUAGCCAGAUAUUCCAAACAGAGUUCGAACUACAAGAAGAGGACAUCUUCUGAUCAACAAGAAUUCAAGUCGUAUCCUUAGGAUUUUAGAUCCGCGACAAUUCUAUUCACAUUCACUUUACAUUUUAUAAUUGUCAUAAUAUUCAUGCAUACAUUACAUUACAACUGCAUAGUCGAAUUAGGCUUUUAAUCAUGAGAAUGCCCGAGUCACGGGGGCAUGAACUCGAGUUUCCCCUGCAAAUCCUGGAGAAACUUUUUCCUUCAAAACAACGAUCCAUGUAGAGAGGUUUCCCCAAGCAAGUCAAUAAAUGGUGGUCUCCCUCAAAGAGAUAGUUUGUUCACUUUUGGAAUCCCUCAACUGAGAAUCUCCUGCAGAACAACGCUCGACAAUCUUCUUCAGAUAAGAUAGUCUGCUUCACAUUUUGGAAUUCCCUACAGGUUUGGUAUUUCCCCAGCAGGGUCAAGAGGUGCCACUUAUUGUCGAAAAGAAAAUAAUUCAGAAUCUCCCAGCAGAUCGACAAAUGAUUCCCCAACAGAAUCAGUGAAUGGUAGUCUUCAUCCAGAAGAUAGUUCAUGAUCCCCAGCGGAGUCAACAAAUGGUAGUCUUUCCCCAAGGAAAGACAGUUUGUCUGUUAAAUACUCAAGAGAUCGACAAAUGGUAGUUUCUUCAAACAGUUUGUCUGUUUCAGGGAUGUUUAGUUCCCCACAGAGUCAAUAAAUGGUAGUUUUUCCCUUAAGAAAACAGUUUGUUGAUUCCCCAGGCACCAAUCGACGAAUGGCAGUUUUCACCCCGAAAACAGUUCGUCUGCCUUCAAAACAAAGUCAUUAGCCCCUCAAAAAGCAUGGGCCCAUAUGACAAUCUUUCAAAGAUGCCAGGUCAAAAGGGAAGAUGGAAAAGUUUCUUUAUUACCGUCAAAUGGUAUCUCAUCUCCAAGUGCUGAUGAGAAGUUUGAUGAGGAAACAAACCCUUGAAGUUUCUUUAUUACCGUCAAAUGGUAUCUCAUCUCCAAGUGCUGAUGAGAAGUUUGAUGAGGAAACAAACCCUUGAAGUUUCUUUAUUACCGUCAAAUGGUAUCUCAUCUCCAAGUGCUGAUGAGAAGUUUGAUGAGGAAACAAACCCUUGAAGUUUCUUUAUUACCGUCAAAUGGUAUCUCAUCUCCAAGUGCUGAUGAGAAGUUUGAUGAGGAAACAAACCCUCGAAGUUUCUUUAUUACCAUCAAAUGGUAUCUCAUCUCCAAGUGCUGAUGAGAAGUUUGAUGAGGAAACAACCUUUGAAGUUUCUUUAUUUACCGUCAAAUGGUAUCUUACCCCCAAGUGCUGGUAAGAAGUUUGACGAGGAAACAAACCUUUGGAAAUUUUCUCUUUAUCUGAGAUAUUGUCCAAACGCAACUAAAACCAGUUUCGAGAUUUGGACAUCCGAAACGAGGAGAGGUUGUUUACCUUUCUCUAACUAUCAACACUUAGUUAAAGAAGAUGGAUUGCGCAUCCUACAUUGCCAUCCAUUUACCAGAAUCCACAUCAAGUAUUUCUGCAGGAGUUUGUCUCCUCAUCCCCCGCCAAGUGCGACAACGGGAUCAAAUCAUGCAAAGAUUUUAUCAAUUACAACAUCUCAGGAGCGCCCAAAAUUCGGGCAUUCUUUGAUAUUUAAGUCUCUUUUACGCAGGAGAGAUCGAGAUCUCAAUCUCUCUCCCUUCAGAUAAAAGAAACUUAAAUAGGGGCAUCUGUCAUACCCUAAUUUUUGACCCCCCUGAGAUGACAUAUCUUCAGGAUUUUUUAUCAGGUCAAGACAAGUACCCAGAGCAGUCAUUUCUCCAUCUGAUACCUAAUCGAGGAUGCUCAAAGACAAGAAAGCUCAGGCAAAGGAUCAAUCAAUACAAAGACUAGUCUCUAAUACAAUCAUGGGGCUCAAAAACUUCACUUCUCUCAUCUAUGAUUGAUUAGACAUCCAGUCAUAUGAGUACAGGUUUACUCAGGUCACCAGACUGGGGUUUUGAGCCUAUCAAGGACUGAAAUCAGGGAUCACAUUUGGGAAACCCUAAAAAGCCCCAGGGAACCAUUCAAAGACAUCAAUCAUCUUCAAAUAACUCUUAUGACAAGAUCCACUGGACAUUACACCUCAAUUCAAAGUCUACAGUCAUUAUUUUCACAUGGUCGACAAAUUAGGGUUUUGACCUAAUUCACCAAGAUGGUUGACUUUUAAUCAGGGCAUGAAUCCAAAACUCAAGACAUGAUUCAAGGAUCUCUACUACCUCCAUAUAAUCCAUUUAUAUCAUCCAUUUGGGGAGAAGAUCUUAUUUUUACACAAAAGCCCAAAAAUUCACUUUGUCAGGAAAAAGUCAACUGUGAAGGAUCAUCAUUGACUUUUAAGGUUUUUGGUCAAAAAAUGACUUUCAAAGAUCAAUAUCAUCAAUAUAUGGAUGUCAAAGUCAUUUGGCCAAAGAAAUUCAAAGAAAUUCAUCAAGGAGCGAAAAGUCGGGAAUUAGGGUUUUUGAAGGCAUGGUGAGAACUCAAAAUUUCACCUACACAACUCAAAAAACUUCCAACAUGAAAGUUGUAGAUCUUGCAAAAUAAAACAACAUCUUACAAAGGAACUUUUUUCAAAAGAUCAACCAUUUAUGAAGUUUUGGAAAUUUUGAAGUUUAGGUCAUAAACACUUAGAAAUUUUUCUAAGUGUUUUAACCUAGUUUUCAUCCAACUUUGGGCUCAUUUUUCACAAAUUUCCCAAAUGAUUCUGAAGAAGACAUAAACUAAUGAAUUGAAUUAGAUGUUUAGGGCUUUCCAAAUUGUGUUCAACCUUCUCCAAAUUCAAUUUGAGCUAGGAGUUAUGCUUGUUCAAAGAUGGCCUCAUGAAGUAAAAUUAUAGGUCAUGUGCAAAUUGGACUUUGCAAAUUUUGUGCAAAUAACCUCUCUUAUGGAUGCUACACGACCCAUAACACAUCUGAAACCAUGCCAUACAUCCAUUUUCAUCAUUGCAUAAGGAUUAGAGAAGAUUCCAAAAACAAAGGCAUGUGAUUAUGUAAUGAUUGCAUUUUUGAAUUUAUGACAAAUUGGUGAUUCAUCAAAGGAAUCUUCUCCCAACCAAUUGGAGCUCAUUUCUGCAGCAAUUUGGUCCCCUAAGAUCAAGCAAAACCGAUGGCUAGGGAGUGGUAUCAAAGAGCUCAUCAUUGCACUUGGGAUAUUCUUUGAAUUUCUUCAUGGCUAAGAAACCAAACUCACUACACUAAGCAAGCUUACCAUGCUCAAUUGCUCUGAAUCAAUUGCCUAUAAAUAGAGGCCUCUUUCUCAUUCAGAAAACACACCAAAGCAACCAUAUUACUUGCUUUCUCUUUCUCUUCUCUUGUUCAUUGUUUUUCAAAGUUCUUUGGCAAGAAGAAUCGAUUUCUUCAAACCAGAGCUUAUCUUUGGGAAGUGAGCAUUCUAACAUCUCAAGGGAGGUCAUUUGAGGUGAUCCAAGCACCUGGAUCACUUCUGUAAGUGGAGGAACACCAUUGUUGCUCUCACUUUGGAGCAUUUGCAGUUGGAGGUCCAUGGAGUGAUUCAGGAGGUUUCAAGCCAAGCCAAUCAUCCAGACACACUCCUUAGGUCAUAGUGAAGCUAACCAGAUGGCUGCAGCUCAUCUGUAACUCCAAAUUCAACAACCUCCAUGUUCACUUGAAGCUGAAAUCGAGGGAGGUCCAUAGAACAAUUCAGAAGGAUUCAGGCUACAAUAAGCAUCCAGUUAGCAUCAUUGAGUCUCAGGGAAGCUAUUGAGAUCAUUCAUUCAAGCUCAGUUGCUCUCAAUCAUCCUCACGACCUUCAGUUUCAGAGGUAAGUUUCUGAACUCCCUCUCUUUAAUUUAAGUACUCUUUGUGAAAUAGCUCGAUUCUAUCUUGUUCAGCAUCAUCAGAGGAUUGAAAACCCUCUAUCAUCAUCCAUUUAUCUUUCAGUAUAGUCAUUUAAUUUAAUUUUGAAAUUUUAGGGUUCUUCACGAUUUCUGGUAAAUUAGUUAGAUGUAGUUAAUGAUAGUUCAUGUUAGUUACAUAUUUAGAAUCGUGAGUGAAUUUAGAGCAAGUUUCACGUUUACAUCAUUGCAAAUGGUUGAGAAACGAGUGAGUUCAGAAAUUCAAAAUCAUGGAGCUUGAGGUUGAAGACGAAGAUGGUGGUGGCGCGCAAAAUUUGAAUUCUCAGGGGAGAGUUUAUUUUAUUUUGAAUGGUAUGCGUGUUAUUAACGACUGAACAACUUGCCCUAGUGGCCACACAUGCGCUCUUAGUCUCCUCAUGCCACAAGUCUGGGGUUCGAAUCCCCCUCGCCCCAGACUUUUUGUUCUUUUUAUUUUUUUCAUGGUUUUAUUACUUGUUUGAAAAUAUAAUGAAUUGAAUGCAAGUUACUAACACUGAGCGCGCGCUGGCCCAGUGGUUUGGUUUUGGGUAUGUGACCUAAAGGGCGUGAGUUCAACCCCUCUAGGUGACAAAAUCAUAUUUUUUAUCACUUUUCACACUAAAUUUCUUCACAACUUCACACAAUUAUUUAACCUAUCAAAUUAAAUCAUUUUCACUUCAUUUUUCACACACUUGUUAUUUAAUAUACCUAUUUUAUGUAUAAUCAAAAAAAUCAUAAAAAUAUUAUUUAAUUCAUAUAUUUUUAUUAGGUAUAAAAUAGUAUGUUUUAAGUGUUUUAUUAAAUACUUUAAAUAUAUGUUUCCAUUUUGUUUUAACCUAAUUAUUUGUGUGAAUAAUUUUAUGUUAAAACCCUAAUUGUUUAGGUCUUAAUUAAGUAAAAAUCUUUAUUUUUACUUUAAUUAAGUUGACUUUUGUCAAUUCUCAAAACUGUUUUCAAUCUCUGAUUAAAUCAAAUGAUUAAGGUUUUCAAACAACAAAACCUCAUAUCAUUCCAAAUCAUUUUCAAAUUUCUGUCAUCACCAGUACUGUAAAGUACUGGGCCUCUAAUAGAGUGUAAGUCCCAAAAACCUUCUCUUCUUAGCUUGUUUUCAAAACUGUAUUUUCAAAAUCUUCUUUCUGUUUUCAAAACAUUCUUCUGGUAUUUGAAGGGCAUUAUUCCCGGUGAAACUCUUCAGAUACCUAUGUGACCUUUGUCCAUCUUCACUUCUUCUGUUUUCAAAAACCAUUAACUGUUUAUCAUAUAUAUAUUCAACUGUUAUCAACAAAACAACAAAAAUUACUGUUGAGGCUCUGUACAUACUUCUCCAAAGGCCUCCACUCCAUCCAGGUUAGGCUUUACAAGCUUUCAAUUUACAGUCUUUAUUUAAAUUACUGUCAAAUAUAAACUGUGCAUAUAUUAGUUUAGAACUACGUUUGAGUAUAAACCUUAGGACAGUUAAACUAUAUAUAUAUUAUAGGAAUAUGACCUAGGAUUGAGAAUGUCUUCCCGGUGAAGGCUCUUUCCUAAUUAGAGAUCUGUAGUUCAAACCCCCAAGAUGAAUUAUUCCUGGUGAAACAUCUUGGCAAAAACCUUAGAAUCCAAAAAAUAUAGGACACAUCCACCCAAAGAGGAAUUAUUCCCGGUGAAACCUCUUACCCAUUUGCUUAGAGCCAAAAUAAGUUCAAAACUACAUAAGCUUUCUCUUGUGCUAUAACAAGGACCCUCGACUAGCCUCCUCUUGGGCUUUGUACAAGGACCCACAGGCUUCUUAAAAGCAUUUCCAGCUUCCUCUUGAGCUUGUAUACAAGGACCCAUCAGGUUUCUUAUAAACAUAGGAACAGGUCUUUAGUCACCUUUUAGCCUACCCUGGUGAGUUUCUUCCAAUUUAAACCAGACUUUAAUCAAGCUAAGUUUAUCUCAAUUUUGCAUUGAGUACACUUUUUGGAAUGAGAGACAUGGACAGUCUCUGUCACCCUUAUCUUCAUCAAUCUUCCUUAGCAGAGUCUAGGAUCCAUGUUUGGUCAUCCUCAGCAUUGAGUCAGCCUUCAUCUUGGGCUUUAAACAAGAAGUCUCACUAGAUAAUCUUUCUGCCAUUCAUUUUAAUAAAAACCCCUGGAAAGGGUUAGCCUCCAACAUCUGUCUAAAAAAGUCAAAACCCCUGGAAAGGGUUAGCCUCCAACAUCUGUCUAAAAAAGUCAAAACCCCUGGAAAGGGUUAGCCUCCAACAUCUGUCUAAAAUGUCAAAAUCCCUGGAAAGGGUUAGCUUCCACACAUUCCUUCAUUUUAAUAAAAACCCCUGGAAAGGGUUAGCCUCCAAAGUCAAUUAAUAAAAAAUGUCAAAAAAAUAAAGAUUCAUUUCUCUUAGGAGAUAAUUUCCCCAAAAGAGACAAAACCCCUGGAAAGGGUUAGCCUCCAAAGUCAAUUAAUAAAAAUGUCAAAAAAUAAAGAUUCAUUUCUCUUAGGAGAUAAUUUCCCCAAAAGAGUCAAAACCCCUGGAAAGGGUCAGCCUCCAAAAAAUAUGAUAAAGUCAGUCUUUUAACAGACAAAUUCACCAGCUGAGUCAAAAUCCCUGGAAAGGGUUAGCUUCCAAAGAAAAACAGUCUUUCAAUAAAUAAAACUUCCUCAGUAGAGUCAAAACCAACAAAAACAGUUAGCCUCAACCUUGGGCUUCAUACAAGGCACCCAAACAAUAAAACUCCCCUGUCAAGAGUCAGCCUCAACCUUGGGCAUUGUACAAGGCAGAUAAUAGAGUCUCCCCAGUAAGUCCUUCAUCACUCAGUAGCCACAACCUUGGGCUUUGUACAAGGCAGAUAAACCAUAUCUUUCAUGUGUCAAAGAUUCCUAACACUUAGGAUCUUUCCCCAUAUAGUCAUCCAUACUUAAUUCAUUUAAGAGUCCGCCACAACCUUGGGCUUUGUACAAGGCAGAAAAUAAUGUUUUCCCCUAGCUAGAGUUAGCCACAACCUUGGGCUUUGUACAAGGCACAUAAAAUAGAGUCAUUUAAUUAUCCUCAACAGUUAGCCACAACCUUGGGCUUUGUACAAGGCACACAAAUAGAGUCUCCUUAAGUAGAGUCAGCCUCAAUUCUGGGCUUUGUACAGAACACAAAAAUACCCUGUAAUUAAUCCCCAGUGGAGUCAUCUCCCAGAGUCAAUAAUAUUAAUUAAUCAAUCAAAAAGCCUCAAGCUUGGGCCUCAUACAAGCCAGCUAAAGUCAAAUCUUUUAUACAGUAGAUAGACAUAGCUUAUCUCCAUAGAGAGAUAUUUUUACUACUCUACCACAUUCAAACAAACAUUUCAUUUCAAUUUUAAUCAAGUCUCCCAUUUAGGAUUUUGAAAGGCAUGAGCUGGCAGUAAAACCCAGACAUGUGGUAACUUUCCCUAAUUUGGAUGAGCAUCUUUCUUUCAUUUAAGAGGCAUUUGACUGGUAUACUUGCACAUACACAAGUAAGGUCCCCCUCUUGAAUGAAAUGAAUUCAGUUAUUCUGUCACUCCUUUAAAUGUUUGUGGUAGAAUAGUACAAAUACCUCUCUGUAGAGAUAAUUUCAUGUCUCUUUACUGUAAACAGAGAUUUAAUUCCAAGCUUCAACCUUGAGCUUCAAGCAAGGCACCAAAAAUAAUUAAUUUCCCUAGUUAGUUCCCCGAACUACAUUAAGCUCUGACUUCCACUAGGGAUAUGUAGGCAUGAGGUUCACAAGGAAUCUCAGCGAGCUAAUAAAAUACCAAAAAUAGUCAGUUUGUUUGUCUGUCUGUCUUUUUUAAUCAAUUCAAUUCCUUCUCCUAAUACAAAGGAGAAACUUUCCCAAUCAUAGCAAUAAACACAAACACAAUGACACAGAGAAGGUUCCUGUAGAGUACUACAGAUAUGUAGGGUGUUUAAACACUUCCCUAUGUAUAACCGACCUCCCGGACUCCAGAAUUUCUAGUCUAGGUGUAAAUCCCCACACUUAGCAAACUCCUAGGGUUUAGUUGAGAUCUUUUUUUCCCUUUCCUACUCGUAGGACAAAUAAGAAAGUUCGUGUGAUAUCGUAGGAAGAACUGAAACAAAAUUCAUCCCACCACGGGCGCAUUCUCCUUCCAAAUUUCGCGUGAAGGGUUUAGCGUGCCGUCCUCCCAAGUGAAACGGGGAGGUAAAAGAAAACGACACCACAGAGAUACUUUGGGAUGUUGGUGAACCUAUGGAACCACCUUGAGCCAUUGAUUCAAUGAUUUUCCAUUGAAUUAAUCAAACCCUAGUUCAGAGCUUUUGUAUAGGAGAGUGUGUUUUGGAGCUUUGUCUUCUGAUUUGGUUUUAUGUAUGAAAAAUAGCAUGGGCAAAUUUUGGGGUAUGACAGCUGCCCCUGUUCAAUUAUCUUAAACCUGAAGAUGUAGAGUGGUCUGCGCGCCAGUCGGUAUCUGAAGGUGGAAGAUGAUUGAACAUAAGAAUACCAAGAAAUUUGCCCUAUUUGAAGUAGGGACUUUUGUCGGAGAUGAGCUUGUGGAUGCCAUCUGGUAGUUGAAUUUUGAGAAGAUGUUGUUUGCGCGUUGAUCGUGUCAUUACCGUUCGUAGUAAAUGAAUUAGAUCCUUGGGAAUUGAUCGUGUCAGCAUCGUUCGUGAUACUUGAAUUAGAUCUUGGAAAGAUGAUCGUGUCUACACCAUUUGUGAUGAUAGAAUUAGAUCUGAAGAGAUAAUCGUGUCUUCAUCGUUCGUGAUGAUAGAAUUAGAUUCUCUUGUCGUGUCAGCACCGUUCGUAGUGACUGAAUUAGACUGGGAAGGCCAGUGAUCGUGUCCACACCGUUCGUGAUGAUAGAAUUAGACCUCUGAUCGCUUGAUCGUGUCAGUACCGUUCGUGGUAACCGAAUUAGAUCUUCGAGCAUUGACCGUGUCAGUACCGUUCGUAGUAGCUGAAUUAGAUCUUGAAAAUGAUCGUGUCAUUACCGUUCGUGGUAGAUGAAUUAGAUCCUUGGAGCAUUGACCGUGUCAGUACCGUUCGUGGUAGCUGAAUUAGAUCUUGAAAAUGAUCGUGUCAUUACCGUUCGUGGUAGAUGAAUUAGACCUUGGAGCAUUGACCGUGUCAGUACCGUUCGUGGUAGCUGAAUUAGAUCUUGAAAAUGAUCGUGUCAUUACCGUUCGUGGUAGAUGAAUUAGACCUUGGAAAGUUGGAGUUUUCGUUCGUUUGUCUGUACCUGUAUUCUGAAAAAGGGUAAGUUUAAUCUUUAUGCAAUGUCAUGAUGCAUGGGUUAUGUAAUGAAUCCCUCAAAAUAAAUGAGAGCUUUUGCAUGUUAUGUACAAGUUCAUUAUGAGGUAAUGUAUGCAAUGUAUGAAUAUGUUUAUGACAUAUGAUAUGUGAAUAUGAUUUAUGUAGAUAUUUAUGUCCUUGUAAUUGUACUGUCUGAUCUUGUCUUGAAGAUGCUUAGCUGGGAAUUUAUGAUUUCUGCUUGGGGAUGAUCAGUAACUUGAUAUACCCUGACUGGGGAGAAAGAUAUUAGUAAGCCAUGUUGGAAAAGAACCAAGUGUCGGAGAACAUGCAGCGUUGAAGGUGUAAACUCUGUUGGGGAGCCAUGUCUCUGUAGGGACCGGAGUAUUUGAAGAUAUCUUCUUGGUGAUUACUCUGUGGGGAUAUGAUCUUGCACAAUCAGCUUUGUAGGGGGACAUGGGUGUCUUGGAUAUUGCCCCCAGUAUUAUAGCAAUUACCAUUCCUGGAUUUGUAUUGAUCAGGACACCCCCAAUAAAUACUGAUCGAAGUGUCAAACUGGACUUGCAUAGGUUUGCCCCUGCUAGUAGGAGCUUGGAAAGAUUCGCCUCGCGAGGACUUUAUGAGAUGUGCACUCUGGGCGUCAUGCCCCUCGUAAUCAUAGGCCCAUGACAAUGCCCCAUGUUGAUUGGAAAUAGAUUCAGAUUUACUUGGAUGCAUGCCCCUGAUUAUUUUUGGCAUCCUUGAGAGAUUCUCGGAAUCUUGACUUGAUUGCCCCAGAUUGAUCGGGAAAUAGUUUGAAAUCCGUUUGGGAUGUAUGCCUUUGACUUGUUGGCAUUUGAGAGAUUCUUCGAAUCUUGACUUGAUUGCCCCUGAUUGAUUGAGCGAACGUACCAUUCCCCUUGUAUACGUAGGAGAUGUUGCUUCUCGGAGUAAUCUUGUCUAUCGGGAUGACUUCCAGUCAUUAGUUAUACCCUGUGCAAGUUCUUUCUGAUGCUAACAUUUGAAAUUAUGUAGCAGAAUAUGUUUAAUAAUGAAUUCAUGAGAUGCAAUGCAUACGUCUGUCUUGAGUUUUUGAAAAAGCAUUAAGACAAGAGAUGUAAAAGUGUGAUGUUCGUAAAAAAACAUGAUAUUUGUAACAACGUGAUGUUUGUAAAAACAGGAUAUCAACUUAACAUUUGUAGUAAACCUUAAGGAGUCGGGAUACCUUUGUGGUGACAGUAUGCUUUCGAACUAACCAUGCUUCAGUUAGGACUUUCGAGGGUUGUAACGUGGCUUGGUUCGCGGUUUAAGAAACAAAGGAUAAUGGCUCAAAGUUUAUUUGUACCCACCCCUCUUCGUGAUGAUCUUCAGUCCUAAGCUCAGUUAAUUCAACUUAUGCAUUCAGGUUCCAAGAGACUUUGGAUUUGUACCUUUGAUAAUGAUGAUGGUUCACAAGCAAAGAGAACUUUUGAGAUGGCAGUCACUUCUUCCUUUUGGUAGUCAUAACAUCGUGUUGUUCAGGAAUUUAUUGACUUCUUUUUUCAUCUUUUUGAUAUCCCUAACUUUUGCCUGAACUGUCUAUUUUGAACUUACAGUCAGCGGGAUGCCUUGAUUUUUUUUUUUGCCUAAGUCAUCUUUUGAUUUUUGAUUUAGCAGGCUUUUCUUUGUAUAUAUGUUUUUUCAUUUUUUUCUUUUUGAAAGAUAUUGACUGCCUUGUUUAAUGAUUGAUGAAACCUCUUUGGGCUCUUGAUUGACAUCUCCAACACUUCUUUGAUGUGUGCGGAUGAACGCUUGUGGUUGAAACCUUUGUUGAAAGGUGUACUGAAUGAUUCUCUCAAAAUAGAAUGCACAGUCAAAUUAACUGGGAACUACCCUGCCCCAGGUUAUGAUCAAGAGUUUUAAUUAGUACAAGAAAUAAACUUCUACUUCUUAGGCUCAAAGGGGUUAACGAGGGAUUAACAUCCUUAUAUCUCCACUGUUUAGGAAUUGAAACAAUGCCUGUACAUCGUCAGCAUAGUCUGUUCAAAAGCACACUAUAUGAGGUUGCGGUAUCGUUCUCGUCAUCCUCCCUUAAAAGGCUUAUAGCUUAGCAGGAGUUGAGUAUCACAAAACAUAUGCAGAGUAACGACAUAAUUUAAAAAGAGUGAUAGCGAAAUAAUUUAUUCAAGACAAACAUAUGCAAUGCACUGAUGAUGAUUAUUAAAACAAAUAAUGUCUAUCAUGAUUCGAAUGUUUGAACAAACAGAAUAGAAUUUGCGCAUGAAAGUAAAUCUAGUGAUUAAAAGUUCAUCCAUUUAGACAUUAAUCAGUCUUGUCGUGACUAGGCAUAGGAGCGGUGAUCACCACAGGAGUUCUCGGAUGGUUGAAUUCAAUUUCUCCAGCAUCGAUCAUGUCUUGAAUCUUGUUUUUCAAUGACCAACAGCUAUUUGUAUCAUGACCAGGACUAUCAGAGUGAUAUGCACACCUCACAUUAGGAUUAUAGCUACGAGCAGAAGUACUAGGAUUCUUAGGGGGGUCCUUUAAAGUGAUCAAUUCCGACUUCAGUAGGUGUUGUAAUGCUUGAGCCAAUGACAUAUUGAUCUUUGUGAAUUGGCACUUAGGUACAUCUGGCUUGCGUCGUUGUUGUGGAACUGGUGUAGAGAUCAAAAUUGUCCCCACAGAUUGGUUUUGUUCAUUGCGACCUUUCCGGUUGUGCUCAGCAUUAGUCAGGUGAGGUUCGGGUCAUACAUUUAGACCAUAUGUGAUAGAGGAAGUCAGAGCAAAUAGACCAUAUAUAUUGAGGGACAUCAGAACUAGUCGUACAUUUAGACCUUGUCUGUUGAAGGAUGUCAGAACGAGUUACUCAUUAAACCAUAUCUGCAGAGGAAUGUCAGAACGAGUCGUACAUUGGACCAUAUCUGAGGAGGAAUAUCAGAAUGAUCCAUACAUUAGACCAUAUCUGAAGAGGAUUAGCAGAACGAGUCGUACAUUAGACCAUAUCUGUUGAGGAAUAGCAGAACGAGUCGUACAUUAGACCAUAUCUGUUGGAAUGUCAGAACGAGUCAUACAUUGGACCAUAUCUGAGGAAGGAUAUCAGAACGAGUUUAUUCAUUAAACCAUAUCUGAAGGAGAAUACCAGAACGAGUCAUACAUUAAACCAUAUCUGCAGAGGAAUGUCAGAACGAGUUUAUUCAUUAAACCAUAUCUGAAGGAGAAUACCAGAACGAGUCAUACAUUAAACCAUAUCUGCAGAGGAAUGUCAGAACGAGUUUAUUCAUUAAACCAUAUCUGAAGGAGAAUACCAGAACGAGUCAUACAUUAAACCAUAUCUGAUGAAUAAUGCCAGAACGAGUCAUACAUUUAGACCAUAUCUGACUGGAAAUACCGGAACGGGUCGUACAUUAGACCAUAUCUGAUAGAUAAUGCUUGCUUGUUAGAGUCGAUGAGUUUUUUGACGAAGUUUUGGAAUGUAGAAGGGCUUGUCAGAAUGAAUCUCCAGCUCGAUUAUAUCUGAGAGGAAUGAUUGUCGAGGCGGAACCUGAAAACAAAGUUAGAAAUAUGCAAUGUCAUGAAUGCAAAUGAAAUGUUUUCAAGGAUCUUUAAGGAAUUUAGAUAGCAACAUUGGAAAGUGAUUUGGUCGCAUCUUUGUCUGAAGAAAUCUGAACUUUGUCUUUGAACGUCUUUCUUUGAGAAUCAAGCUCACCAUAUCGAGUGGGUCAUUGCCUCUGAUUCGAGAUACUUCUGAAUUUGAAAGUAUAUGGCUAGAGGAAAAUAAAUCCUCUUGCCCCUUGAUAGGUAAUGUGUCUCUGAAUUGGAAGGUAUGCGGCCAGAGGAAAAUAAAUCCUCUUGCCCCUUGAUUUGAAAUUCGGUCCUUGAUAAGAGUACCUAAAAUUGUGCGCCCUAAAUCUCUAAGAUCCUUGAAAGGGUUAGUUAAAUCGUGUUAUGCUUAUGAUGUCAUGAAUGUUAUGCGGAUGCAAUUCAUUAGGCAUAGUGUGAGAUAGUAAGGGCAAGCACGUCCUUUUAACAAAACCUGCAAAGAACGAAGGUUAGUAGCAAACACAAACAAACCACACAAGUCACACAAUUUUGGCUUAAGGCUUGCAUGGAGUCUGAUCAGGUGUCCUUCCCAAGGGUAUUUCUAUGGAUAAGGAUAUUUCAGCAACGGGUUCUACCAAGUGACUCAGAAUUGUCAGCCCCUCUAAAGCACCCUCGAACAUGAUACAUACAUACCAUGCAAUGAUACUUUGAGAAAGAACCUAUCUGAGUUGUAGUAUCGGGUAGCGACUAUGCUCUUAACAUACAUCAAGAGUAGUCCCCCCACUACGUUCCUAAAAGUCAGGAUGGGUUAAAGGUUACUAACGGUCCUUGAGCUCCGACUCACCCACAGGUAUCCACACGAACCUCCCUCAUACAAGAGAAGCAUGUAAACACCUAUAGAGGCCUAACUCAAGCGUGAACUCUCAUAUUGACCAAUCCCAAGCAUACACAAGGGAGGUCGCCAUGACUAUGCCACUUCCUAUCUUAGAUGUACUUGAAUCCGGGUGUAGGAUUCGUCCUUCAGUUAAUUCCCAAAACAGCCCUGAAAAUUAAAGCAAGCAAAGCAAACAAAAGAAUACAAUUAAGUGAUCCUAAGCUUUUAAGGUAACCCCUCUUUUUAUCGAGAAUCCCCAGCAGAGUCGCCAGUUCUGUAACUCGGUGAACUGACUUUUUAUAAUCGAAAAUGUCGCGGUUAAGCAAGAGUCGCCACCGACUUUUAUUUUAUCCAAACAAAUUCGGAAAGGCAAAAAGAAACAGAAAAAAACCUUUUUAAAGAAAUCUAAGUUCGGGGGGUAAUUUAUGCAAAGGGAAGGUGUAAGGCACCCUUUGCAUCCAUGGUUUUCCAUGGGCUCUUAAUUGCUUUGCUUGCUCGUUUUCAGAAAAAGUAGAUGAAAAAGAUAGGGACUUUAGCUUGUGAAUAAGCGUUGCCCUUUUGAAAAAUUAUGAGAAAGAAUAUAAUAAAAAGGUUUGAGCAUUGCAAGGCAAUUAGGGGCAAUUACCUUAAACUCAGAUGAUAGGUCUCUUUUUGCCUUUCAGAAUGAAAGGGUCUAUCCUUGCCAUAAGAGGGCAGGAAGCCUUUCGUUUGGAGGUUGAAGGGUCAUCGAAGCAUCCUUUGCCAUAAGACUGUCCCAUGCCAUAGAAGGGCAGGUAGUCUGAGGUAAGGAUCAGAAUAAGCCAUUUUCGUAGGCAGCCAGAAGAUACCUCAGCCUUUUUCCGUAGGCAACAUCCGAGGGUCGAGGUCAUUUGUGUAUCGAAGGCAGCAUCAUUAGGGUCGUGACCUUUUUAUCGAGGCAACAUGGCUGAGGUAUCCUCGAAUUCGAGGGACGUGGCUUAUUCUGCAAAAACACAAAGGCAACAGGCAACAAGGCAACAGGCAACAAGGCAACAGGCAACAAGGCAACAGAGAGGGUUACCCAAAAAGCGUGCGUGUGUGCAUCAAUCACGUGAUUCAAUUCAAAAUAUAUUAUCUUGUAAUUAAUUAUUCUAGUCAGUUUAAGGUUGCCACUCCCUAUUUUACUAACCACGCAGUAUAUAAAGCAAUAAAGGGAAGGGGGAAGAUGAAACCAGCGGAGGAGAGGGGAAUUGUAACCAGCGGAUCCCUUAAUAGGGUUUGGCAUAAGUAAUAAUAAAAUAAAAAGAAGAAAAGAUUUAGGGUUACCGAUGACGUAGCUUUGGCAUUUGACAAACCCUGAAAGAAAGAAAAAAAAUGGCAAACAAAAGAGAGUGAGUGCAUUAUCGGUUCGGGGACAAUUAGGGUUAACUUUAAUAAAAUAAAAGAUAAAUAAAUUAAUAAUGAAUAAUAAAUAAUACUUAGCUUCGAUUUGGAUUUGAUCUGAUAUGGUUAGAGUCGGAGGAAACCCCGGAGGUAACCCUGAAAAGACAAGGCAGAAAGAGAGGGUGAAUGCAAGGCAAACCCUAAUAUCAAAAUAAUUUAGAUGUAAUUUAAAUUAAAUGAAAUUAAAUUACUUAACUUUGGGUUUUCUGAAGGCGCGUGAUCGGAAUUAAUCAUAUUGCUAACCCUGAAAAGGCAUAGAAAAGAAAUAACUCAGUGUAUGGAAUGAUCAUCGUGAAUCCUAAUUAGGGUAUAAAUUUAAAUAAUAAAACACAAACGAUUUAAUUAAUUAUUGGUCUCGCGACCUAAUUAAUUAAAUCAGGAUCAGAAAAUUAAAUCGAGAGUAAAAACAAUUUUUAUGAAUUUUUAUGAAUUAAAUAGAAUAUUUUGAAUUAUGAAAGAAAUUAUUUAAUUAAAACAAACAAAUAGAAUACUAGUUAUUAUAAAUAAACAAAUCAUAUCAUGUAAAGAAAAUGUUUAAUAUAAUAUUAAUGAAAUAAUAGUAAUUAUCUUAUUAUUAUAAAAAAAGAUUUUUAUAUAUAAGGAAAAAAAGAAAUUAAAAAAACAAAUGAAAAAAACAAAGUAUAUGUAUAUUUAUGAGUAAAACGGACUGAUUAAUUAAAAUAAAAAAUUAAAAAAAAUCUUAGCUUUUAAUCACGUGUGGCGAGGCUGCAAUAGAUCAUGGUGUGCCCUAGCCUCCUGAACGUUGGAUGAAGAGAUGAUGGAAUCUGAUGGCUGAUUGGCAGGGAGCGCUUCGUACUCGCGAGCUUGCGUCACACCGGAUCCUCCUAUCCUCCAUUAUGGGACGCGCGCGCAAAUUAUUUGAAUCUGGCCAAUGUUUGUUUGCCACGCCAUCGUCUUCCUCGUGGAAGAAACUGAAACACGCUUUUUACAGCGCAUUUUACCAGAACGCUAUAAAAGCUCAAAGCUAUUACACCUGCAAAAUUGAAAGAGGCCCAAAAACACAACAAAAAUUUGGCGCGACUAUGCUAUUAAGAUCGUCCAGUGUUCCUGAGUAUGAUUAUGGCCAUGGUUUCACCUAAUUUUGACUCAAUUGGAAAACCCUAAAUUGAAACCUCAAACCCUAAUAAUGGUAGAUUCACCAUACAAUCACGUAAACACAAUUAAACCUCCAGAACCACGCAUAGCAUCAUGAGAAACAUAAAUAUGGAAUUUAAAUGCAUGUAUGAUACAUAAAAAGUCGUAAUCGAAGGAAAGGAAAAUUGAGCAAACCGUGAGCAAUCGCGAGCGAUUCUAUGUGCUUGGAGAUCUGGUUAUGAUCCAGAUAGCUUCAGAGAUCUUUAGGGAACAUGGUAGAAUCAAUGGAACACCACGAAUUGGCCUCUAAUUCAGAAUUCAACUUUGAGAUUUCUUCUACUUUUGGACUCGGUUUUUGGUUCUCUUAAGGCUGCAACACGUGAAACCCUGCAUCUGAAUUUGUUUUUCUACUUAUAGAGGUGCUAUCAGGUCAAUAAAACUGAGGGAAAUCUUGAUAAAUCUUUGAUUGCCAUUUAAGAAAAUUUGAUUGAAAAUUCUUUGGAAAAUAUGUUUCUAAUUUGAUCCAAACUCAAUCUUUCCUUCACAUAUUUAUUUUGCACGAAAAUAUAUGUAUAAUGAAGCAUCAUUGUGAUUAGAUUUGAUUCUAAUCAAAUUUUCUUUUCAAUCUUUUGAUUUUCUUUAAUUUUAUUGAAUUUUAAAUGAAUAAAAAAUUCUAUAAAAUUAAUUUAAAUCAAGUAAAUUCGUGGAUAAUGAUUUAUGGGCCCCUAAUAUCAUAAGGACCAAGUUUGGAAGAAAAAGAAUAGGCCCAUUAGCAAGAAAUCCAAAAUUCCUUCACACUUUCCCUUCUAAAAUAGCCUAACUUUGACAAGGUGUAUCUCUCUCAAUUUUUGAGGUAUGGGGGUGUUCUAGGACAUUUUGGAAACCUUAGAGAGUCCUUUAUCCAAUGCCUUUGGUCUCAUAUCAAAAUCAUUUUCCAUUUUUAUUUUAUGACCUUUUGAAAAACAUGCCUUUUUGUUGACUUUUGAAAAGGACCUAUAAUGUAUGAAACCAUAUCUCUUAAACCAUUGACCUAUGGGCUUUGAUUCUUGGACCAUUGGAUAGAGGAAUGAAUUCCCUUCAAAAUGAGCUUUGGUGGGAAUUUUUCUGACGAAGUAUGAAUAUUCGGUGAAUUUUCAAAGUUUGGUUGACUUUUUCAGUUCAUGCCCAAAAUAGUAACCUUUGACUUUUGACUUUUCUGAUCUUUCCUUGCAUCAUCAUGAUCAACCCUUGAUCAAAUGAUGAUUUUAGGAUUACGAGGAUGUUGUUGACCAAAUAUCUUGUAUAUUGACUUGAAAUGACUGUUUUGCCCUUGAGAGUCGACUGUUGACCUAAUCAGGAUUUGAGGGACUAAAUUUGCUCUGUUUGACUUGAAACUUUAUAUGGAGAUACUUUGGGAUGUUGGUGAACCUAUGGAACCACCUUGAGCCAUUGAUUCAAUGAUUUUCCAUUGAAUUAAUCAAACCCUAGUUCAGAGCUUUUGUAUAGGAGAGUGUGUUUUGGAGCUUUGUCUUCUGAUUUGGUUUUAUGUAUGAAAAAUAGCAUGGGCAAAUUUUGGGGUAUGACAAAUCCGCAUAAUAACACAAUGUUUUUGGCAGAUAUACAAUGAACAAAUCACAUAUUUGUUGGAUCCAAGUCAAAGGAACCUUCAGGUAGUAGAACCUAACCAUUACAGGUUUUAUUUAUUGUUUAUCAUGUUUCACUGCUUUAUACUGAAACUAAUUUGUUAUCCUUUAUCGAGAUUAGAGAAGAUGUCAAAUCAAGUGUGUAUGUUGAGAAUUUUACAGAGAAUCCAGUGUCUACGAUGGAGGAUGUUACUCAGCUUUUAUUGAAGUAUGGAGAAGAAGGUCAACUUAGUGCAGCAUAAAUGCAUCAUCUUAUUAAAGUUUAUGGAAUUGUUACAAUUGCAUACUGUGGUGAAGCGUGCCACUACGAAGGAACAAGCAACUGAUAUCUUGAUCGGCAGCCGCGUUCAUCCACACAAAGACGAGUUCAGGAGUACCAAUAAAAGUAUCAUUUAAUAAACCUUUGGUUUCUUCUUGCUGGGUAGAGUUCAAGUACAUGCUUUGAAUGUGACUGGAUUGGUUAUCAAUAGAGCUGGUGGUGGAUGAAAAUAUUGACAAAAGUAGAACCCAAGUAUUAUUUCAAGCAACUUCUCCCACUCAUUAAAAGUAAGUUAUUAUAGAAGUUAUGUGAUUAGUUAUGCUAACAUUUUGUCGCUUUAAUCGUUGAAUUAUGCAUGUAAAAAAAAUGAAUAGAAUGAAGAAGUUGGUAGUACAACAACUAUGAUGACAAGAAAGAAUUCAUAUGGUGAAACAACGCCAAUCCUAUGGUAAGUAAUUAAGAAAACUAUGAUAGUUAAGAAACUAGCAAAGCAUGAUCAACUGAAUGAUCACCGUGUUACAAAAGUUAUGUUUCCAAGCAUAUGCUUAUUCAUUCAGCUUUCACACUACUUUAGUCCCACAACUUCAUACGUGUUAUGAUACACCGUUAAUUUCCACAUGUCGUAACAGUAAUAAAUUAGUGCUGUGUAGAUAAAAUUAGACAGUUGGGGGUCAAGGUAUUUAGUUAACAAAUUAUCAAAGCAUGGGCUACAGAGGUGAAGAAAUUCUGUUAAUGAUCAAAUUAUCAAACCUCGGAAAUCUGCUAAUGAACUGUGAAUGCUAGCUGUUGUGGUUAUAGCCCAAGUUCAUGUAAAGUGUAAAUCCCAAUAGCAUCCUACCUUUUUCUAAUUUCUGCAUUGUUAUUGUCGUUAUUUUAUUCUUGCAGAGUAUGUGUAUGUUGAAUCAAAGAAAGUUGUGAAAUUGAUGAAAGUAUGCUCUUAUAAAAAUUUUGAACGGUAUUGUUUGA